Laetiporus sulphureus 93-53 is the source of this 1496-nucleotide messenger RNA. Its product is annotated as acyl-CoA dehydrogenase NM domain-like protein. NCBI's taxonomy places the organism in Eukaryota, Fungi, Basidiomycota, Agaricomycetes, Polyporales, Laetiporaceae. Gene Ontology annotation, biological process: L-leucine catabolic process. The record is from RefSeq and is a predicted model, not a curated record. The transcript has 10 exons. Gene Ontology annotation, molecular function: 3-methylbutanoyl-CoA dehydrogenase activity; flavin adenine dinucleotide binding. Bases 47 to 1321 code for a protein of 424 amino acids.
CCCGCACUUUCUUGCCAAUUAUCCCACAUCCUCUGGCACGCCCAUAAUGCAUCAUCGUAUCUUGUCUUCGUCCUUACAUUCGUUAGCUUUGAAAACCCCUCGCUCAGCUGCUCUAUUCCAUCCGCGAAUCCAAAGCAGAUUUGCCUCCUAUUACAACGCUAAUGUUGCCGGUCUGAGCGAAGAACAAGCUGAGUUUAGGAAUGCAGUGACAGAGUUUGCGCAACGUGAAGUCGCUCCAAGGGCUGCAGAGAUCGACAGGAGUAAUAACUUCCCAUCAGAUCUAUGGGAGAAGCUGGGCUCAAUGGGUCUGCUUGGUAUCACUGUCUCUCCGGAAUACGGCGGUCUCUCCCUAGGAUACUUCCACCAUACACUGGCCAUGGAGGAGUUGUCUCGCGCAUCGGGGUCCGUGGCUCUGUCCUACGGCGCACACUCCAAUCUCUGUGUCAACCAGAUUUAUCGCUGGGGGACCGACGCACAGAAGGCCAAAUACCUUCCAGACCUCAUUGCUGGCAAGAAGGUCGGCAGUCUCGCCAUGAGCGAGCCGGGCAGUGGGAGCGACGUCGUCAGCAUGAAAUUGCGAGCAGAUAAAGUGGACGGCGGGUACAAGCUCAACGGGAACAAAUUCUGGAUCACCAACGGACCCACUGCCUCGACUCUGGUCGUCUACGCUAAGACGGCUCCGGAGAAAGGCUCGCGGGGUAUUACGGCAUUCAUUAUCGAGCGUGGAUUCCAGGGGUUCUCGACACAUCAGAAACUGGACAAGGUCGGCAUGCGGGGCAGCGAUACGUGCGAGCUGCUGUUCGAGGACUGCUUCGUUCCUGAGGAGAACGUUUUGGGCAAGGUCAACGGAGGUGCCGAGGUGCUGAUGUCCGGACUUGAUCUGGAGCGGCUCGUGCUAUGCGGUGGUCCGUUGGGACUCAUGCAGGCGGCGUUUGACUAUGCCGUGGAGUACGUGCAUGAUCGCAAGCAGUUCGGCCAGCCUGUAGGGACGUUCCAGCUCAUGCAAGGGAAGAUUGCGGAUAUGUAUACGAAACUGAACGCGUCGAGGUCGUACGUCUAUGCUGUCGCUAAGGCGUGCGACCAAGGCAAGGUCAGCCGGCGAGACUGUGCGGGAGCAAUCCUGUACUCCUCCGACCGCGCAGUGGAGGUCACCAUGGACGCGAUGCAAUGCCUCGGUGGGAACGGCUACAUCAACGAUUACCCCACCGGCCGGUUCCUGCGCGAUUCACGCUUGUACACCGUCGGCGCAGGGACGCAGGAGAUCCGGCGGAUGCUCAUCGGACGCGAGUUCAAUGAGGAUUUCAAACGCCAGUCAUCAUGAGAGUUUGCGUGGGCGUGGUGCAUUGAAUAAGGGAAAGGAUGCAUUACUAAUGCCUUGUUGAACCGGAUUCAUUACUAGUUGGCUAUAUCUAGCCACACGCAUUGAAUAUCGUGUAUAUCCACAAAUUUCUUGUAUAUAUGUAUCAUUAUGCUUGAUGGAUGGAGUUGGGCACAGC